GAGUGAGUGAAUGAAAGAGAAAUCUUUUGGAGGGAGGGGGCACUGGAUCUUGGAUGAGCUGGUCCUGCGCAGGAGGAUUAAAAUAGUUGGUUAUCAGUGCUGUGGCUGCUGAGUGUUGGAAAGGCUCGCAGGAGGAGAGGAACACAGCUGGUGAGAGACAUGAACUCUCUGCAACUGCCUAGAACAGGUGUGACCUUCUGGAGCUCUUCCAGAAGUGUGUUCUGUCUUACAGUUCUGUUCGCCUGCCUGACCAUCGCCACCCCUUUCCAUAGCCCUCCCAUGAUGCCCGGCUCAGGUUCGGCCUUCUCCGCCACGCGCAGCAGCAGCGUGCUGGGUGGCUCUCAGCGAGCCGUAACCUUCGACCGCCUUCUGGUCAACGUGGGCAGCGACUUUAAUCCGGACACAGGCCGCUUCCGCUGCCGGGUCCCGGGUGCGUACUACUUCAGCUUCACUGUAGGUAAAUACCCAAAGAAGCUGCUGUCCAUCAUGCUGGUGAAGAACGGGCUGGAGGUGCAGGCCAUGGCUUACAACGAGUUCAGGAGAAAAGGCCGAAAGAUGCAGAGCCAGAGUGCCAUGAUUAGCCUGAAGCCCAUGGACACGGUAUGGCUGUUGGUGCAGGAAAGCCCAGAUUAUGCCCUUUACAGCAACGUUGGACCUUACAUCACUUUCAGUGGCUACUUGGUGUAUCCAGAAUCUAGAACUUCCAUGGGCUUCCUUAACAACCAUUUGAGCCCAGCAGAAAUUCACCCAGACUGCCCACCCCCUGCAGACCCUAACUACAGCUGGGGUAGAAGGGAACCCUCAGAGGAAUCCAGGUCUGCGUUUUCAGUAGCUAGGACUUUCUCCACCCUGGGAGAAAAUAGGAGGCGCAAGAGGGAGGCACUGACAUUCGAUGUUGAGUACGUCAACAUCGGUGGGCAUUUCAACAAGUCCUCAGGCCACUUCACAUGCCACGUCCCGGGGGUCUACUUCUUCGCCUUCACAGUGGGGAAGCACCCUCGGAGAGCCGUGUCGGUCAAGCUGAUGACAGGCAGAGGAGAGGUGCAGGCCAUGGUGUUCGACGAGGACAUGUCACGCAAAAGAGAGAUGCAAAGCCAGAGUCUCAUGUUACCGCUGAAUAGAGGAGAUGUGGUGUGGUUGUAUAGCCAGCAGGACGAGCGCUACGCUGUCUACAGCAACCAGGGACGCUACACUACCUUCACUGGCUUCCUCGUCUACCCCGACUCUGAUUUAAUGAACCAAGACAGAACUUUUCACUGA
Astyanax mexicanus (Mexican tetra) is the source of this 1260-nucleotide messenger RNA. RefSeq names its product C1q and TNF related 13 (gene c1qtnf13). Lineage: Eukaryota; Metazoa; Chordata; Actinopteri; Characiformes; Acestrorhamphidae. Gene Ontology annotation, molecular function: protein binding. Bases 160 to 1260 code for a protein of 366 amino acids. The record is from RefSeq and is a predicted model, not a curated record. The transcript is spliced from 2 exons.